AUGCAUCUCAUGUUCCUCAAUGAAUUCUGGGACCUCCUGUUUACAAUUUUUGGUUCUGCUUAUUUUCAGGCUCGCAGGUAUGAUACAAGAACAACCAUAUUUUCUCCGGAAGGAAGGUUGUACCAAGUGGAGUAUGCAAUGGAAGCUAUCAGUCAUGCUGGCACAUGUCUUGGCAUCCUAGCUAAUGAUGGCAUUCUCUUAGCAGCUGAAAAGAAAAAUACCAACAAACUCCUGGAUGAAGUUUUCUUCUCAGAAAAAAUUUAUAAAUUGAAUGAUGAUAUGGUCUGUAGCGUUGCGGGUAUAACAUCUGAUGCAAAUGUGUUAACAAAUGAACUCCGGCUGAUAGCGCAAAGAUACUUAUUACAGUAUGGUGAAUCCAUCCCUUGUGAGCAACUUGUUUCUUGGCUAUGUGAUGUCAAGCAAGCCUACACCCAGUAUGGAGGUAAAAGACCGUUUGGUGUGUCAAUAAUAUACAUGGGAUGGGAUAAACAUUAUGGAUUUCAACUCUACCAGUCUGAUCCCAGUGGAAAUUAUGGGGGGUGGAAAGCAACGUGUAUUGGAAACAAUAGUGCGGCUGCUGUUUCAAAUUUGAAACAAGAUUACAAAGAAGGAGAAAUGACCCUAGAAAGUGCACAGCAAUUGGCCAUCAAAGUGCUCAGUAAGACAUUAGAUAUGACCAAAUUAACCUCAGAAAAAGUGGAAAUAGCUACUUUGAAGCGAGUUGAUGGUAAGACAAUCACAAGAAUUUUACCAGCUCAAGAAGUAGAAGCAUUGAUAGCUGAAUACGAAAAGCAAGAAGCGUUUCUGGAAGCUCAGAAAAAAGAAAAGCAAGAGAAGAAAUCAUAAAAUGCUCUGAGUUAAUACAAUUUGUUCCUCUCCAGGAGAGCAGUCAUGGCAGUUGGCAAUUUUUUUCAUUAUCUUCAGGUUUUUAUUUUUUGCUUUUUUUCUCACGGUAAUAGCCAUAAAUUAGGCUUUUUUGGUGGUUUUGAAUCCAUUUAAGAGAACUGACUUCAAUGAGAAGUGGAGCCCUUGUAUGGCAUUGGGAAUCGCAGUCUAAGUCCAUUUUUUAUUUUCAUUAUUUUUUUUUUUAACUAGUUCUGUUGCAUGCAAGAGAUACAGCCAACUGACUGCACUCUUAAUGGGUAAAUUAGUAAAUUAGCUCGUAAAUCACGUGGGGUACAUAAAGGAAGUCUGAAUCUGCUCCUUAGCGCGCAAUUUGCAUAGUUCAUAUUAUGCUUUUUGUAGUUUCUCGCAUAUGUGGGCUAAUUUUCUCAGUCACCGCCGAUCAGGUUUACACAGGUAAAGGAGUGAGAAAGACCUACCCGAAGUAAACAAACUAUUAACUAACUUUUUCUAUUCUAUGAUUUCAUUUGUUUUUGAGCGUUUGUUUCCUCUUUCUUCCUUUAUUUUGCAAAACAAAAGUUUUGAAUCCAUUGAAAUCUUCGGCAAGGAGAGUUCAUCACAGUUUCCAAGAUUGAACGUUUAUUUAGGUUAGGUUUCUUUUCGGGUAAAGUUGACUGCCAGCCACCAAGAAAAUCUGUCCACAUGUGCGGUAAAAGCUUGUUACAAUCUUUGCAGAUUGCGCGCUAAGGAGUGGAUUUUAGACUUUAUUUAUGUGUCCAACAUGACUUUUGAGCGAACUUACUCUUAAAAAGUGUAUUCAGUUGGCUUUAUCUCUUGCUUGCAACAGACCCAUCGCGCCAAAUGUUCUCUUUUUUCUCUCUUUUUCAUGAUGUCUCACUAAGUAAAGGCUGUCAUUUGAAACAAAAAAGUUAAGGGCUCCUGGACCACCUCCUUGAAGGGGGCCUAAAAAUGUCGACUCCCACCAAAGAUGGGUUUCUUGAAGGUAAGAACAUUCUCAAAGUCUCAUUUCCUCAUAUUUAACCACUCAUUUAACAAGGCGACUUUCUGUAUGCCUUGUAGAGGUGGACUUUUUCAUAAAACCACAAAUCUUUUCCAUCACAGCAUCAACAUUGAUUCUUUGAAUUAGGAGUUUGUUUUAAAGAAUAGCAGCAGCACCAUUGCCCUCUUACAGAAAUUUACCCAAGAAGUACGUUUAUUUCAAAUUCGUAACUUGCAAGAUCUCCGUUGUACUGUUUGUUUAUUUUACUAAUUUUGUUUUUUGGUUCCCAACCUGUGAUUUCGCAUUCUCUCCCAUUUUAGUAAUGAAUUUUUUUUCCCCUAUCUCAUUAAACUUAAAGCCACCCGCCAACAAUCAACUGUCACAAUUAUUUACUGCUUAAGUGAUAUAAUGGGUCAGUGGCAGCUAAUUUUUUUAAUUCAUUUCCUGAUUGAACUAAGUGACCUGAGUUUCUAAGAAUUUUUUCGUAUUUUUUAACUCUGAAUGGCAAGGAAGCCGAUUUUAAAGAUCCCAAAAAUGGGACCCAUUUGAAAUAUUUUUGGUGGGUUCUGAUGACAACUACAGCUUUUGAUGACUGGCUGAACUCAACUUCAACCUUUGCCUUGCUGUGUCAACUCGACUGUCGGCUUGCAAUAGCUUUUCUCCUUUUUAAGAAUUGCUUUUAUGACCGUUUUGGUUUUUUCACGAGAGAGAAACUGUACUACAAAAUUGCCAAAAUUCCUUGCCAUUGGCCCAUUCUUAAUGUAUAUUUGUUCAUUUUUCAACUCAUUAAUUUUGCUCUGCCUAAGCUAUUCUAAAUACAUUUGAUUUUUUCUAGUAAA
Messenger RNA from Bemisia tabaci, 2682 nucleotides. Lineage: Eukaryota; Metazoa; Arthropoda; Insecta; Hemiptera; Aleyrodidae. The record is from RefSeq and is a predicted model, not a curated record.